Entelurus aequoreus (snake pipefish) is the source of this 1638-nucleotide messenger RNA. It is a transcript of the gene tmem170b, whose product is annotated as transmembrane protein 170B. Gene Ontology annotation, cellular component: plasma membrane. The transcript is spliced from 3 exons. The record is from RefSeq and is a predicted model, not a curated record. Gene Ontology annotation, biological process: negative regulation of canonical Wnt signaling pathway. NCBI's taxonomy places the organism in Eukaryota, Metazoa, Chordata, Actinopteri, Syngnathiformes, Syngnathidae. Bases 277 to 669 code for a protein of 130 amino acids.
UGUAGGACGGUGUGUGACUGUCUGUCCUCCGGCUGCCAUCCCCAUCAUGGCCUCCACGCCGACACCACCACAGCCGAGGAUGAAGCCACCAGCUAGCGGCGUGGAGACGGACACGAAGCCGAAGUCGAAGCAGAGGCACCGGUAGAGGCGAGCCGCGCCGGCGGAGAGCCGCCUCGCAGCCCACAUGCCAGCCCCGUCUCCCCCAUGCCUGCAUUUCAAGCCAAGUCCGGCACUCAAUAAAGCGAGGGUGCGAACCCGGGCGGCGGCGCCAGAAACAUGUCAACAAACCGAGAUUAUUCGGUCAAUCUGUCGGUGCAGCAAGUGCUGAGCCUUUGGGUGCAAGGGACGGCGCUGCAGCAUUUCACAGAGAUGUGGUACUGGGUGUUCCUCUGGUGUCUCUUCUCCUCGCUCUUCGUGCACGGGGCGGUGGGACUGCUCAUGUUGGUCAUGCUGCAGCGCCACAAGAGGGGCCGCCUCAUCACCCUGGUGCUGGUCAGCGUGGGUUUCCUGGCCUCCCUUUCUGGAGGCGUCGUCACCAGCGCAGCAGUGGCAGGCGUGUACCGCGUGGCAGGGAAGGGCAUGGCACCGCUGGAGGCUCUCAUUCUCGGCGUGGGCCAGACCUGCCUCUCCGUCGUCAUAUCCUUCUCCCGCAUCCUGGCCACGCUAUGAAGCCACCGACCGUCGGCGGACGCAAACCCGACCAACAGAGCCUAGUCGGACUCAUACGGAGUCGCUUCUUGGACCUCGUGCUGCCAAGCUGGUCUCUACUGCUGCCCCGGAUACCGGGGCCACUUCCUGGUGAGGGAACUGGAUUCAGCGCCAUCCUCAGCUUCUGGACUGAAAGCCAUGUUGAGGGUGUUUUUCUCCAGAGGCAACUUGGUGCCUACGGUCUACUCUGGGAUGUCCUACAGGUCUUUGUGGACACUGACUUUUCAAGGUUUUUGCUUCCCCACUUACAGGAAUGAUCAAUUAGUAGUUUAGUUUUUUUCUACAAGCAGCAAUUAGGAUGGAUUUUAAACUUGAGAGCAAAUGUUGAGCACUGAAGUCUCAACGGUGUGAAGUCCGAGCAGGCUCUCUUCUCAUGGUCAUUCCAGCUGCACAGCUGCGUUGUCCCAGUCCAGCAAGCAGGACCCAAGAUGGGUGAAUCCUGCCAAAUUGGGAGAGAAAACGAGUAUCGGUGCCAUAACUGUUGAGUUUUUACGGAGAAGAAUGCCAGUUUUAGGAAAGUAGCUACAACUUGGUUCUAUUUUUGUUUAGACUUAGACAAACUUUAAGGCUCCACAAGGGAAAUUGCUCAGUUACAAAGGAUAAAAAGGAUGCAAGUACAAACUGUACUUUGGGUUUUAAAGUUCUUUUUACAUUGGAAGGCUUGACUAAGCGCUCGGUCAUACUAAGUUUGUAGACUUGAUUCACAUCCGACACAUCUUAAGCCCCGCUUAAGACCUUUCAGUUUUGGUUGAUUUUGGCGGCACCAUUGGACCAAAGCGCUAAGAUCUCAUCUCCCGUGAGGAAUUGCGCAUAUAGCGUCAAACGGACACGAUCCGCUGUAAUAUUGGCACAAAUAUUACGUCUCUGAUGGCUAUGCCGAUGUUAAAUAGCAGACACGAUCAAGAAAUUAUCUUGGAUUGUGCUAGAACA